Molecule: messenger RNA, 1374 nt
Organism: Daldinia decipiens
Lineage: Eukaryota; Fungi; Ascomycota; Sordariomycetes; Xylariales; Hypoxylaceae
Exons: 3
Coding region: 1-1374 (457 amino acids)
Source: RefSeq, a predicted model, not a curated record
AUGGCGGUCCUCUCAUUGAUAACCUCGGCCAAGUUGGAUACGUCCCUUGACGUGCCCGCCCUCAAUCCGCCGAAUGAUAUCACAUCAAACUUUGGCCAUCCGCCAAACAAAAACUACAUUUCCCAAGCCGUAAUACCAACAUGUUUGGCUCUCACAACUAUAGCCGUCCUUCUCAGGACAUGUCAUAGGCUGUUCUGUGUCAAGAAAAUUGGGUUUCCUGACAUAUUAAUGUUAAUAUCUCUUGGCUGUUAUAUCGUAUGUGCAUACCUGAAUUAUCGGCUGGUAGAGGACCCUGGCGCCUUCGUUCAUCAAUGGGAUGUCCUACUAAAGAACAUGUCGGAUAUCCUCUUUCCCCUAUUCCUCAGUGGUAGUUUCUACAUCGGAGCUGUUCUGGCAAUAAAGGCGGCAAUACUUCUGGAUUGGAUCCGUUCACUCAUUCCGUACGGCGUGCGGAACAAUUUCUUCUGGUUCUGUUAUGGCGUGCUGGGCGCGAAUGUCAUAUUCUACAUCGUAACUCUCUUCCUCAUGAACUUCGCCUGCGUUCCUAUUGAGAAAAAUUGGAACCACCUAUUCGUCGGCGGCUCCUGUCCGGUCAACAGGAAGGCCCUCAGCAUCUCGUCAGCUGUGCUGAACCUUUGCUCGGAUAUAUCAAUUCUGCUUCUGCCGCAGCACGUCAUCUGGCGCUUGGACAUGUCAACAAAAAGAAGAAUCGGCGUCUGUGUUAUCUUUGCUAUAGGUGUUUUGCUUACUCUUUAUGUUAUCCUUUCUUUCGACACGUCUGAAUUUGGUGGGCGACAGAACGCUAAUAUCAGGAAACACUACAGCUGCUGUGCUUCAGCAGGGUUACGCCUUCGUGCGAUACUCAACUAUUCUAGGUCAGAUGAUAUAAUCUACUACACGGCACCUGUGAUGCUCUGGGCUCUUGCCGAGAUGACUUGCAUGUUCCUCAUUUUCGGUACUCCAAGCGCAGUCAAGAUCCUGCCGGAAAUUCGGUUUCUUGACCGGUUUACUUCAUCACCACGAUCGCUUGGAGAACGACUUACUCGACGCUCGGGUUCCAGAGCUGGUAUACCGUCAUGGCCUGGAUCAGAUAUGAUAAAUAACCCACAAGCGAAUUCAUCAUACGCGUACUAUCGCAGGAUAAACAAUUUCAAUCGCGGCGUGGUUCUGACAACGAUAGGCUCUCAGGGAAAUAUGCGUUCCGAUUCUAUAGAACAUCUCAAGGACCAUGUAGUAAUACAACCCCCUGAACGCGGAAAGAUAAUGCGGACUACACACUUCGAAACGCACGAGGAAUAUGGAGAUUUUGAGCGCGACUUAGCUCUAUGCGAUGGAUAUGACCGCCAGCAUCCCUGGGCAAAGGACCGUAUCUAG